UAGUAUCUAUCCAAGAGAGAGCAGAAGCAUUUCCUUCUUCAAAUUCUAACAUAAAAAAGAGGGCAAGCCCAAGCGAAGGGCUUAAAAAAUCUCUAGAGCAAGCUCACAGUACAACGUGAGAGGGAGUCUUUUUGUAAAUUCUUGUUCUGGUGCUUUGAGGCAAAAAGUUUUAGGGUUUAGCUUGUCUUUGUUCUACAUUUUAUUUAAUGUAUUGGUAAGUCAGUACUGCACGUGCUCCUGGGACUCUUCCCUCUCCUUACUUCAAUGCCAUAUAUUUUUUCCCACUCAAUCUCACUUUCUCACCCUCUGCUCCUCUUCUUUUGUUUGCAUCUUCCCUUCCCAACUCUUUCCUUUCUCUCACUCUCAGCAGGAAAAAAGUAAGUGAUUGGGAAAAAAACCAAUGUCUUUGAUAUAAGAAGAGGGCAAUAACAAAAACAAGAAAAAGAUUUGUAGCUUGGAGAAUCUCAAGAGAUACUGCUUUGAACAUGAUGGAAGGAAUCAACGGAGGGGGAAGAGCUGGUGUUGGUGAAGAAGAUACGGGAGAUGGUAUGCAGUGCAGUGAUCAUCCUUAUAGAAACAACCCUGGUGGGAUCUGUGCAUUUUGCCUUCAAGAAAAGCUAGGGAAGUUGGUUUCUUCUUCUUUUCCUUUACCUAUUCGUGGGUCAUCAUCUUCGUCUUCUUCUUCUUCCCCUUCUUUUAGAUCUGAUACUGGUGUCGCCGCUGCUAGCUGUGGCAAUGGUGUUGUUGGUACUUCAACUUCUCUUUCUCUGUCUGUCCGACCCACGACAACAAAAAGUAGGAAUGAUAAUGGCAAUAAUAGUCAUUAUCGUGAAUAUUAUACAAGGCCGGCCAGGAUCCCCUUCCUUUUGGCAAAGAGGAAGAAGAUCAUGGUGGCAUCAUCAGAUCAUCAUCAUGCUGCUGCCGAUAUUGUUUUUAAGAGAAGCAAGUCAACUACAACUCCUAGGAGAGGCCGUUUCUUGGAUGCUUCUGUUGAUGAUGGUGAGGACUUUAGCCCCAGAAAGAGAGGUGGUUUCUGGUCAUUUCUUUAUCUUUCUUCCAAGUCUACAAAAAAACUAGAUAAGAUCGCUUCUAUAGCAGCAACAGUAGCGGAAGUUACAUCAUCUACAACAACAGCAGCAGCAGGAGCAGCAGCCACUGGUUCUGUUGUGAAGCCAAAAUGCUUAGGAUCAUCAUUGUCCGGGAAAGGAGGCAUUGUGGUGGUGGAGUAUGAUGAUAGUCCUAAUGGUCAAGCUACUUCCUCUGCAUCAUCAUUUGAGCGCAAGGUUUCAAGAUCGAGAUCUGUUGGUUGUGGAAGCAGGCGUUUCUCUGGUGAUUUCUUUGAAAGAAUAUCAACUGGGUUUGGGGAUUGCACUCUCAGAAAAGUGGGUUCACAAAGGGAAGGCAAACCAAAAGUUGCUGCCUCAUCAUCUGCAAUGAAAGAAAGGGUGAGGUGUGGAGGCAUUUUUGGUGGUUUCAUCAUGACCUCUUCUUCAUCAUCUUCAUCCUCAUCAGCUUACUGGCUAUCCUCUUCAGCUGAGGAUCAUGUCAAAUCAACAGCUGGGCCUCUUGUUCAUGGGAGGAGUAAGAGUUGGGGUUGGGCUUUUGCCAGUCCCAUGAGAGCUUUCAGCAAGCCGCCUUCUAAAGAUAGUAAGCGAGGUACCAUCAUUAGACAAUCAAACAAGAACACCACUCCCAAUCUGGCAGCAAUUCCUUCCUUGUUAGCUGUUAGAGGCUAAAGAGAUCAACUCGGGGGAUCUUGAUUUCGGUUAAUAGACAUUACAUUUGGUUUCCUGUUUAUUUCUGUGUUUAUGAUCUUUCUUGUACUCUCUUCCAUUAGUAAUGUUACACUCUUUUCUUUCUUAACUUUUUUGCCUGGUGCUUACCUCUGUUGGGUGGCUGAGAUCAGCUGUGAAUUGGAAUACCAUUACCAGAACUCAGGUGAGUUUUGGCAAAGUGAAACUGGUCCAAGGUGUUCACUUCGUUUCCUGCAGAAGUUUUCUGUUUAAAGAAAAUUGUAUUCUUUAAUCUUUGUGGUGUUUGUUUGUAAGUUGUACCUUGAUGUUAUGGCAAAAAAAUGUGGUUUUUAUUAUGUAUUCUACAAGAAGUU
Molecule: messenger RNA, 2107 nt
Organism: Durio zibethinus
Lineage: Eukaryota; Viridiplantae; Streptophyta; Magnoliopsida; Malvales; Malvaceae
Source: RefSeq, a predicted model, not a curated record